AAUAACCUACGCCUCGUAAAAAUAUAAAGAGUGUUUUUAAUUAAUUUUUAAAUGUAAAGUGUAAACAUCAGUCAUAUUCACAAUGCCUGAGGUGAUGAUAUCAGGUAUCCCUGUUAGUUUUCCAUUUGAUCCAUACGAUGUCCAGAAGGCGUAUAUGGAACGGGUGAUUGAAAGCCUGCAAAACAGCACUCAUGCUGUACUGGAAUCUCCCACUGGAACUGGAAAAACUUUGAGUUUAUUAUGUUCAUCAUUAGCAUGGCUGCUUGUGAAGAAAGCCCAGUUGCAAAUGAAUGCCCAAUUAGGAAAUUUUACGGAGCACAGCGGUGGUGGUUUCAGCGGUUCCCUGCGAGAUAAUCUGAAAUCAGGAGCGGGAAAAGCAAAGGACAAUGUAUCUUGGGGUAUGCCUAAAAUUAUAUAUUCAUCCAGAACUCAUUCUCAACUCACACAGGCUAUGCAGGAGUUGAAAAGAUCUAGCUAUAGACAUGUAAAGGCCACAGUACUGGGAUCAAGGGACCAAAUGUGCAUACAUCCUGAAGUUUCUAAAGAAUCUAAUAACAUGAACAAAGUACACAUGUGUCAAUUAAAGGUCAAAUCCAAGACAUGCUUCUUUUACAAUAAUGUGGACUCAAAAAAGGAAGAUAGAUCUGUCAGAGGUGAUGAAAUACUGGACAUUGAAGAUUUAGUAACUGUUGAUCCAAAAUCAAGGAAGGCUAAUGGAGUAGAAUUGAUUAACAAUAUAAUAAUACUUGAUGAAGCCCAUAAUGUGGAGAAGAUGUGCGAGGAAUCAGCAUCUUUACAAAUCAGGAGCACAGAUGUAGCAUUAUGUAUAGAUGAAAUAACACAUGUAAUGAGAUCUUUUAGUGAAAACUCUGAAGAGCAGUUGGAUUUAACAGUUGAUAAUAAUCAGCCAAAAGACUUCACUUGUGAAGAUUUAUGUGUUUUGAAAGAAAUCAUGCUUGCUUUAGAAAAGGCUAUAGAUGAAAUAAGUGUUGGCAGUGAAGGUACUACUUUCCCUGGAGGUUUUAUAUUUGAAUUGUUAGCUAAAGCUGAGAUUAGAGAUCACAACCAAAUGGCUGUCAUCACUUUACUAGGAAACCUUGUUACAUACUUGUCCACUGCAAGUGCCUCACCAUUUCAAAGAAAGGGAGUUGGUCUGCAAAAGUUUGUAGACUUGUUAAAUGUUGUAUUUAGUGGCACAACACAUUCAUACAAAGAAAGAGUUAAAAUGUGCUAUAAAGUCCAUGUUCACAUUGAAGAUAAGAAGAAUAAAAAAUCUGAUAGUUGGGGUGCACUUAAGGUUGGAAAUGCAAAAUCAGCUGAGCGGGUUCUCAGCUACUGGUGCUUCAGCCCUGGGUUUGGAAUGAAGCAGCUAUUAGAUCAAAAUGUUAGGAGCAUUAUUUUAACUAGUGGAACUUUAGCACCUUUGAAGCCAUUAAUAUCAGAAUUAGGAAUUCCAAUUGGUGUUCAGCUGGAAAACCCUCAUAUAGUCAAUGGCAAUCAGAUAUGUGUGAAAAUAAUCAGCCAAGGCCCUGAUACAACUCCUCUUAAUUCAAAUUACCAGAAUAGAGACAAUCCAAAAUAUAUUUCAUCUUUAGGAAGAACAAUAUUAAGUUUUACCCGGGUGGUGCCGGAUGGUUUGUUAGUUUUCUUUCCUUCAUAUCCAAUCAUGACCAAGUGUCAAGAAGCAUGGCAAUCUGAAGGUAUUUGGUCUAGUAUCAACAACAUCAAGCCCAUUUUUGUUGAGCCUCAAAGAAAAGAUACAUUCAAUGCUGUCAUCAGUGAUUUCUAUGGCAAAAUAAGUGAUCCUAGCACUAAAGGAGCCUGUUUUAUGGCAGUUUGCAGAGGAAAAGUUUCUGAGGGCUUAGAUUUUGCUGAUAUGAAUGGUAGAGCAGUGAUUAUAACUGGAUUGCCAUUCCCACCUCUGAAAGAUCCUAGAAUUAUACUUAAAAAGAAGUAUCUAGAAGAGCUUAGGGUUCAUAACAAAGAAUUUCUAUCUGGAGAUGAAUGGUAUUCUCUAGAAGCUACUAGAGCAGUCAACCAAGCUAUUGGAAGAGUUAUAAGACACAAAAACGAUUAUGGAGCAAUAUUACUUUGUGAUGGCAGGUUUAACAGUCCUAAGUUGAAAAGUCAACUGUCAGCAUGGUUGAGAGAUCAUAUUAAUGUAUCAAACAAGUUUGGUGAAACUGUAAGUGAGAUUUGUCGGUUUUUCAAAACUGCAGAAGCGACCUUGCCUUCACCUAAACUAAAACCAUUGCUUCCUAAUGAAGACAAUAAAGGAUAUAAAAACUAUGAGCCCAACAAUGUUGGUGGGGUAUCUUUUCCUACAACUAGCACUAGAAUUGUCAACAAAGGCACUAAGAAGGCAGUAAGUCAAUAUCCUAAUUCAAAUGAGGUGUAUGCUGAUUUUUCAAUGGAUUUUUAUAAGAAUGCUCAAGCAUCAGCCUAUGUGAAUGAAUUCAAACCAAAAGAAGCAAAGGAUCUUUUUAGUGCUUUAGAUAGUAGUAAAAAUACAUCACAGGCUUCUUCUCAAUCAUUGGUUACAAUUCACAAGAGGAGUGCAGAAGAAUCCAAUGUUGCUUCAAUAGCCAAAAGAAAAAAGUUGAAGAUAAAGCCCUUUGGUUUUGAGGACAAUUUGAAAAGUGGUGAAAUUACAAAUAUUUCUGCACCAGAAAAAGUGGCCCCAACAUCAUUGAUAGACUUUGUGAAGGAAAUAAAAGUACUUUUACAGGCUGACCAGUAUAAAUUAUUUCAAACAUCAAUUUCAGCUUAUAAAAAGGAUGGAAAUUAUGAAAUAUUUUUAGAAGUGUUGAAAAAUGUCUUUCAGAACAGAAAAAUGUUUUAUUUAUUUAAAGGCAUGAAGAGAUUUUUAAAAGAAGACCAUAAAAGUACUUUUCAAGAAUACUGUGAUAGUGUAAAUUUUAACUGUUGACCCAGUUUUUAGAGAAUUUGAAUUAUUAUUUAAAUUGGGUUU
Ostrinia furnacalis (Asian corn borer) is the source of this 2971-nucleotide messenger RNA. RefSeq names its product Regulator of telomere elongation helicase 1 (gene Rtel1). The transcript has 2 exons. Gene Ontology annotation, molecular function: DNA helicase activity; hydrolase activity, acting on acid anhydrides, in phosphorus-containing anhydrides; DNA binding. Gene Ontology annotation, cellular component: nucleus. NCBI's taxonomy places the organism in Eukaryota, Metazoa, Arthropoda, Insecta, Lepidoptera, Crambidae. The record is from RefSeq and is a predicted model, not a curated record. Gene Ontology annotation, biological process: regulation of double-strand break repair via homologous recombination; DNA replication; DNA recombination. The coding region runs from base 83 to 2929 and encodes 948 amino acids.